Molecule: messenger RNA, 312 nt
Organism: Talaromyces stipitatus ATCC 10500
Lineage: Eukaryota; Fungi; Ascomycota; Eurotiomycetes; Eurotiales; Trichocomaceae
Product: methionine-tRNA synthetase, putative
Exons: 3
Coding region: 1-312 (103 amino acids)
Biological process (GO): methionyl-tRNA aminoacylation
Cellular component (GO): aminoacyl-tRNA synthetase multienzyme complex; cytosol
Molecular function (GO): methionine-tRNA ligase activity
Source: RefSeq, a predicted model, not a curated record
AUGCCCUAUGUCAACAAUGUGCCUCAUUUGGGUAAUAUCAUAGGAUUGGUGCUGUCGGCAGACGGAACUGACGACUAUGGCACAACUACUGAGGCGAAAGCUCUUAUGGAAAUAUGUACACCUCGCGAACUGUGCGACAAAUAUCAUGCCCUCCAUGCCGAGAAGAGACAAGGGCACAACUUUAUUGAGAAGAGCACCAGUCCUUCCUGGCAAAUCGCUUUGUUGAAGGGGAAUGUCCUCUACGUGGUUAUCCCGACGCUCGUGGUGAUCAAUGUGAUGGUUGUGGCGCGCUUCUCGGAACCCUACAACUGA